Molecule: messenger RNA, 2031 nt
Organism: Mus pahari (shrew mouse)
Lineage: Eukaryota; Metazoa; Chordata; Mammalia; Rodentia; Muridae
Gene: Nup85
Product: nucleoporin 85
Exons: 18
Coding region: 76-1971 (631 amino acids)
Biological process (GO): positive regulation of DNA-templated transcription; protein import into nucleus; mRNA export from nucleus
Cellular component (GO): nuclear pore outer ring
Molecular function (GO): structural constituent of nuclear pore
Source: RefSeq, a predicted model, not a curated record
CUGGCUGUGAGCGGGAGGCCUGAGCGGAGAGCAGCGACCGCGCGGCGGGGUCCCGGCCGCGGGGGGCUCGGCGCUAUGGAGGAGCUCGACUGCGAACCCGCAGUAACUUGGAUUCCAGGUGUGAAUUCCAAGAAGAAGCAAAUGUGUUUUGACUGGGGCCCCGGGGAGAUGCUUCUGUGUGAAACUUCCUUCAACAAAACAGACAGAUCAGAGAAGGUGCCGAACUGCCCUUUUAUCUACAUCAUACGGAAAGAUGUGGAUGUUUACUCUCAAAUUUUGAGAAAACUCUUCAAUGAAUCCCAUGGAAUCUUUGUUGGCCUGCAAAAAAUUGAGGAAGAACUGUCGGGGAAGUCCAGGAAAGCUCACAGCCAGGACCUCCAGCUUCGGAUGGCACCUCCCAUAUCAGUCUCUAUUUUGUCAGCCAUGGAGCUCAUUUGGAACCUGUGUGAGAUCCUUUUUAUUGAAGUAGCGCCAGCUGGCCCUCUCCUACUUCAUCUUCUUGACUGGGUCCGACUGCAUGUGUGCGAGGUGGACAGUUUGUCGGCAGAUGUCCUGGGCAGUGACAACCCAAGCAAGCAUGGAAGCUUCUGGAACUUGGUGACCGUUCUGGUGCUUCAGGGCCGGCUCGAUGAAGCACGACAGAUGCUAUCCAAAGAAGCUGAUGCCAACCCCUCUUCUGCAGGCAUGUGCCGUAUCCUUGGGGACCUGAUGAGGACAAUGCCCAUUCUCAGCCCUGGCAACACUCAGACCCUGACAGAGUUGGAGCUGAAGUGGCAGCACUGGCGUGAGGAGUGUGAACGACACUUGCAAGACAACACAUUUGCAGCCAGCCCCCGUCUGGAGUCUCUCUGCAAGAUCAUGCUGGGAGAUGAGGCUGCCUUGUUGGAGCAGAAAGAGCUUUUGAGCAACUGGUACCAUUUCUUAGUGACGAGGCUGCUGUAUUCUAACCCCACAGUGAAACCCAUUGACCUGCACUUCUAUGCCCAGUCCAGCCUAGACAUGUUUCUUGGAGGGGAGAGCAGUCCAGAACCACUGGACAACAUCUUGAUGGCGGCGUUUGAGUUCGACAUUCACCAGGUGAUCAAGGAGUGCAGCAUCGCCCUGAGCAACUGGUGGUUCGUAGCUCACCUCACAGACCUUUUGGAUCACUGCAGACUCCUCCAGUCACACAAUCUCUAUUUUGGUUCUAACAUGAGAGAAUUCCUCCUGCUGGAGUACGCCUCAGGACUGUUUGCUCAUCACAGCCUGUGGCAGCUGGGUGUGGAUUACUUUGACUACUGCCCGGAGCUAGGCCGAGUUUCCUUGGAGCUGCACAUUGAGCGGAUUCCUCUCAACACAGAGCAGAAAGCCUUGAAGGUGCUGAGGAUUUGUGAGCAGCGGCAGAUGCCUGAACAAGUUAAAAGCAUCUGUAAGAUCUUGGCCAUGAAGGCGGUUCGCAAUAAUCGCUUGGGCUCAGCCCUCUCUUGGAGCAUCCGUGCCAAAGAUGCUGCCUUUGCCACACUCGUAUCUGACAGAUUCCUCCGGGAUUACUGCGAGAGAGGCUGCUUUUCUGACUUGGAUCUCAUUGACAAUCUGGGGUCAGCCAUGAUUCUCAGUGAUCGACUGACAUUUCUGGGAAAGUACCGGGAGUUCCACAGACUGUAUGGGGAGAAGCGCUUCGGUGACGCUGCCUCUCUUCUGCUGUCCCUCAUGACCUCUAAUAUUGCACCUCGUUCUUUCUGGAUGACUCUGCUCACAGAUGCCCUUCCUCUUUUGGAACAGAAACAGGUGAUUUUUUCAGCAGAGCAGACAUACGAGCUGAUGCGAUGCCUGGAAGACUUGGCCUCAGGGAGGCCAGAGUGCGGUGAACCUGAUGCCCAGCGACUGCAGGACGACGACAUAGAGACCACCAAGGUGGAGAUGCUGAGAUUGGCCCUUGCCCGGAAUCUUGCUCGGGCGAUUAUAAGGGAAGGCUCACUGGAGGGUUCCUGAGGGAGGAUGAGGACAGUUGCAAUAUAGUAACUCUGUAUGGCAAUGUAAAUAGAUUUUAAA